GUUCAGACAAGCACCAGACGAGCCUGACCUAUGGCCGGGCGCCGGGAUUAGAAAAACUCUCGGAACUCAUCAAAAGUAAAGGUACCAUCAUGAUGCUGAGGUUCCUCAGGACACUCACACACUCCUCUACCUCCUGGCAUGUUUCCUGCACCAGACUGGUGAGAAGACCUUACUGUUCUGUCUCAGUUGACACCAAAGUGUUGGAGUGUGGUGCACAAGUGGAGCUCCACCACCCCCGCUGGCCUCACAGUCUCUACCUGCCUUACCUCUGGUUGCGGGAUCACUGCCGCUGCCCUCUGUGUUACAACCACAAAACACAUCAAAGAAUUUACGAUGUUAAUGAUAUUAAUUUGAACAUUCGGCCAGCUGCUGUUAGCACAACUAAAGAGGUAUUAAAAAUAAAGUGGCCAGAUGGCCAUAACUCUGAAUAUGAGUACAAGUUCCUGUGGCAGAAUUCUUUUGAAGGUCAGAGAACAUCAUAUAAAGUUCCUCGGCUCCUUUGGAAAGCUACAACGUUCCCCGCAGCACACCUGACCACGGUUCCUCUGGGAGACCUUUAUGAUCCUGAGAAAGAUGGUGUCCGGAGACUCAUAUACUCUGUCAUCAGACAUGGGUUUGCCUUCAUCUCAGAGGUUCCAGCUGAUACUGAGUCAACAGAGGCAGCCAUAGAAAAAAUUUGCCUCAUCAAGAAGACAUUCUUUGGAGAAAUGUGGAGCAUGCAGGCGAAUAACUUUAAGCAUUAUGAUACUGCAUAUUCCACAGACUUUAUUGGUGCCCACACGGAUAACACAUAUUUUUCACAAGCAAGCAGAAUCCAAGUGUUCCACUGUUUGCAGCCAGCUACAGAAGGUGGCAAGACAUUGCUUGUCGAUGGGUUCAACAUAGCAAAGCAAUUCCAAGAGAAGUAUCCUGAGGGAUAUGAAUUCCUCUCAUCUGAAGCCAUACCUUCUGAGUUCAUAGAGGAGGGCAAGCACCAUCUCUCCCUCGAUACUGUUUUUAAAAACAACCCAGUCACGGGUAAUAUACAACAGAUCAGGUACAACAUAUAUGAUCGUGCUCCUCUGUCGUCACUACCCAUGAAGAAGAUACAAGAAUUCUACUUGCAUUUUAACAAUCUCACUAGGAUCGUUAGGAACCCUAAGAAUGAAUAUUGGCUAAAAUUGGAACCAGGGACAGUGCUACUUUCUGACAACUGGCGAUUGAUGCAUGGUCGUAGUAACUUCAGUGGCAUGAGAGCUAUGACUGGUUGCUACCUGGAUAAUGAAGAGUUUACCAGUAAAGCCCGAAGUCUAAACAUACAGUUAGAUUAGAGCUCAACGUAAAUGAGUUGCUUUGGUUAUAUCAUUAUAUUCAUGACAAAAGUGCUAAAGCUAUUAGUCAUAGAGUGCCUGAGGAAAUGGAAGGCUAUUGGGUUCAGUCCAAGGAAAGGUAAGGUGGGUCUAAUUCUUUGGAUCAAGUGCCCAUUUCUGCUAUCAUGGCACCUUCCUUGAAGGGCCAAAAGUGAGAUCACAGUCUAGCAUUAUUAUUAUUAUAAUCAAGGGGGAAGCACUAAACAGUCUAGCAUUAAUUUAAUAAAGAUUUUUAUUCUUACAUAAAAUGCAACUGCUAUAUAGUAUUUAUAAAAAAAAUGCUAAACCAGUUUGAGUCCUAUAGUGCCUAUAAAGUGCAGUAAACAAAAAUAGUUGAUUGAUAAUCACAGUGGCAGAUAAGUACUGUAGUGAGCUGUCUU
Cherax quadricarinatus is the source of this 1729-nucleotide messenger RNA. RefSeq names its product Trimethyllysine hydroxylase (gene Tmlh). The record is from RefSeq and is a predicted model, not a curated record. NCBI's taxonomy places the organism in Eukaryota, Metazoa, Arthropoda, Malacostraca, Decapoda, Parastacidae. Gene Ontology annotation, cellular component: mitochondrion. Gene Ontology annotation, molecular function: iron ion binding; trimethyllysine dioxygenase activity. Gene Ontology annotation, biological process: carnitine biosynthetic process.